AUGACAGCCCACAGUUACUGUGUCUACAAUGCUGUCUAUGCUGCUGCACAUGCUUUGCAUGCCCUGUAUUCAUCCAUAGACCAGCAAAGACCAGGGAUGACACGGAAACAACAACAUGACAAUAGGAAACAACAGUCAUGGAAGUCCUUCCUGAGAGUUAAGGUGGGAACCAUAGAUCCAGACCAACUCUCACAUCACCUGCUGACCAUUAGAGAGGAUGACCUCAUCUGGCCCACCUGGUUCAAUCAGGUAUCCCCUCUCUCUCUGUGUAAUGAUAAUUGCCCUUCAGGUUACAGAAAGACCCCAAAAGAUGACAAACCGUUUUGCUGUUAUGGCUGCAUUCCAUGUCCACAAGGAGAGAUCACAAAUCAGACAGAUAUGGACCAAUGCUUCCAGUGUCCACAAGAUCAGUAUUCCAAUAAGAAAAAUAAUUUCUGCCUUCUCAAAUACAUAACUUAUCUCUCCUAUGAAGAAAUGUUAGGAAGCAUCUUGAUGAUUAUGGCCAUUUUCCUUUCUCUCACCACAAUUUCUGUAUUAGGAGUAUUCUUGAAGCACCACAACACUCCUAUCAUUAAGGCCAACAACCGCAGCCUCUCCUACACCCUCCUCAUCUCCCUUCUCCUCUCCUUCCUUUGUCCUCUGCUUUUCAUUGGCAGACCCAUGGCGGUGACCUGUCUCCUUCGACAGACUGCUUUUGGGAUCAUCUUCUCAGUGGCUGUUUCUUGUAUAUUGGCCAAAACCAUCACUGUGGUUCUUGCUUUCAUGGCUACCAAGCCAGGAUCAAAGAUGAGGACGUGGGUUGGGAAAAGACUGGCCCUUUCCAUUGUUCUCUCCUGCUCCCUCAUUCAAACCCUCCUUUGUACUGUGUGGCUGGCUACCUCACCCCCUUUCCCAAACUUUGAUAUGCACUCCUUUGUUUCUGAAAUCAUUGUGGAAUGCAAUGAAGGAUCAGUUGUCAUGUUUUAUAGUGUCUUGUCUUUUAUGGGCUUCCUGGCAAUGGUCAGUUUUAUUGUAGCUUUCUUAUCAAGGAAGCUACCUGACACUUUCCAGGAAACCAAAUCUAUUACUUUCAGCAUGCUUCUUUUUUGCAGUGUGUGGUUGUCCUUUAUCCCUGCCUAUGUGAGCACAAAAGGGAAAUACACAGUGGCUGUGGAGAUAUUCUCCCUCUUGGCCUCUAGUGCUGGUCUCCUGACUUGUAUCUUUUUCCCCAAAUGCUACAUCAUCAUUGUGAGGCCUGAUCUGAAUAAAAGGCAACAUCUAAUAAAGAGAAUUAUUUAAGC
Messenger RNA from Pantherophis guttatus, 1280 nucleotides. The record is from RefSeq and is a predicted model, not a curated record. Lineage: Eukaryota; Metazoa; Chordata; Lepidosauria; Squamata; Colubridae.